GUAAUACUGUGCAUUCUCAUCCGGGGGUCGACGCAAUCCCUCCUAAACAAGUCAAAUCCGCGAUAGACGACGCGUCAGCUGCCCUAGUGGAAUUUAAAUACACACACAAGAGUCUUUAGGUGGUUUUUCCGUUUUCAUGGACGAAGAAGAUACAUCCGUGGACCUCCUCGAGUCCCCCUCCGAUGACAUUGCUGCGGAUCUUGUCUCUGAUCGCUCUGCAUAUGAGAAGCAAAAGGCUACUCUCAAGACCUAUCUUGAUUCCAUCCCUUACGAGUGCGAGUCUAUUGAUGUCAUGCAAGUCAAGCUUGAGUACAUAGUCGCCAAGUUGAUAGUCUGCGCUGAAUCCAAGAAUUGGUUGGUCCUCACAACCUGGGAUGCAAUCCUACAGUGCUGGCUGCAGAUGCGCUAUCCCAUGACGACCUCCAUCCGCGCCAAACUGGUCCGCUUUUAUUACGAAUUAUGCCUUCUGCCUGGCAUAGAAGUGCGCGUCAUCCGUAGCUGGGCAGAUAUGUUGUACCGCCUCUUAGGAUCCAAGACCGUUAAGCGCAAACUUGAGGCCACUGACCUCCAACUCCCCUGGAAACCCCUAUGGGAUGUGUUGUACAAGGAACUAUUCCCCAAGAACCGCCUCGCAGAAUUUCACGGCAAUCGUAAUUUAAAUAAUAUUUUGUUGUAUGUCGCGGAGAGCUGUAAGCGCUAUUUCCCUGCGACUGAUAUCCCCGAUAUGCUCGAGACGUUCUUGCCUAUCCUCACACCCGAUACUACAUUGACAAUGAUACCUGUUCUCGCAUCGUUCCUUCCGCCAACCCACCCACAUACCUACCUUCCCGUGAUAUUCAGGAUUUGGGAAGCUUUCAAUUCGCACUCCAUGGACGAUAGGUUUCUCGAAUUUGCCGGAAUCCUCGCGGAGGAACAUGUCGCUGGUAAGGAAGGACUUGCGGGAGAGGAAGGAGGUGCCGCAUGGAAAGAUGUCGGUAUCUGGACACAGGAAGAGUGGUUAAUGCUUGUUAGCAAAGGGAUCGAGUCGCUGUAUGUCCCUGUGGGCAAUUCGAGCAGUGUCACUGCCACAUCUGUUCAGGCAGAUGCUUCCGCGGCUCGCCAAGGCUCCAAAGUCAAGAAAACAAUUAGUAGAAUCAGUUCCUUGGCCAAACUGUUUGUGUACUCAAUGGCCAUUGAUGGCCCGAUACGCGGAGAUUCUGCAUCCACGCCUGGAACUCCCAAUGGCCAGCCAAUAGGAUACUUGGCUGGUUCGAAGGCGCUUGACUCGUUAGACAAACUGAUUACAAGUACAGAGUCCUUCUUUCAUCCAUCAAACUCCGGCCACUGGACGUUCACGCUCACGAAUUUGCUCCAACGUCUUACCGUCGAGUUUGCUGACAGAUGGCUUGAAGAACAGCAGCCUUCGUGCAAAGUUCCCUUGGCACAUCGUCUCACUCCUUCUCUUCGUCGAGCGUUCGUCAAUGUUUUGCGCACGCCUGCAUUUCUUGCCAUGUUUUCCAAGGAUUCCUUUUCGAUUAGCAUGGCACAAGGUGCACUGCGCACUAUGGCAUUACUUGAGCCGACGCUCAUUAUGCCUGAACUCCUCGAGCGUGCCUACGGUGGUUUGGAAGUGGUAAACGAGACCCACCGUACCACCGCAGUGUUGAAAAUGCUUUCCGGUAUUUCACUUCCGCUUGUCUCAGAGAUCAUAUGGAGGCCCGGACAAAAGCACCUACUUCCUCUUCUUGAACUUUGCCUGCCUGGUAUUGAUCUGAACGACCCAAAUAAGACUAUCUGUGCUACGUUGUUCAUCGUUAGCGCCAUACAGCAUGUCAAGGUUGGAGAUCUCUCUAUGCACCACUCUGGUUUCGCUUUGUCUGGGGAUGCGCCAGGUGAAGAGCUCAUGGAAGUUGAUACCGAGGACACCCAGAUCCCUGAAGGUGUCGAAAUCAGCCCAUUCGUUUCACUGGGCAGGCAAGAAGAGAGGACUCUUGUCCGGGAGAGCACGGCAGGCUUCGCAGAUUGGGUGACGACCCUCUUUCGCCGAGUACUAGCUCUAUACGAGAAUCUUCCUGAGGAGGGUGGGAAGAAGAAGACUACCGGCGGAAAAUCGGAAGAGACGGUUCUGAAAUCGAUCAAGAGUAUGCUCGACGUGGUCACCUUGCAUCUCUCAGACCAGUUAUUUGAUCUCGUUUUGAAUCUCGUCUUCGAUUACGCUGCGACAAAUGCGAAGUCUAACGCCAUCCGAGCAUUUGGGCAGCUUGUAGCAUGCCUGGCACGCGCACAACCUCAGAAGACAUUGGAUAAGUUUUUGCCGUCGUGUAUCUCACGCAUACAAGAAGAACUCAAGUAUGGGGCUUCGGGCGUUCGGACAACAUCAGCACACGAUCUUGUUCCAUCUGACACAACGCUGCACUGGAACAUGUCAAUAUUGCGUGGAUGUCUUGCGUACGGCGCACAUGGUCUCCUCAAGCACAAAGAAGAUAUCAUCAACCUUUUAUCCUUGCUGUUGAACAAGACGAAGAAUGAGCGUGGGUACACGGGCACCGCUGCGAUUGCCGCGAGAGUGAUGCAUGCACUGUCUGGUGUCUACCCAUCUGACAACCGCUUCGUGAACGAAGAUAUAUGGAAUCAGCCUGAGUUCGGCCAGUCGCACAACACUCAAUGGGGUCGAUUAUACGAAGCAAAGGAUGUGAAGGUGGAGUGGCACGUUCCAAGCGCCGAGGAAGUGCAAUUCAUUCUUGACAUCUUAGACCGGGUAGCAGCUCCUGCGCUCGAUAAGAUAGAAGACUUGGCGCGGUCUACUGAACAUUGGGAUGAAGUCGUUAGGAAUGACUUCUGCCGGUACCUCUUGUUCGUGAGGUCUGUCUGGAGCGGCCUACCGUCAUUCCUGAAAGAAGGCCCUAAAGAUGUAGUGCACCCAUGCCUCAAUUCAGAAGUAGAACUCGAAGAACUCAUUGUUGAUCACCUUGACGUCAAUGCUGGAUUUGUUCUCACUGAUCCUAACGAUCCUCGCUACCAACAAGCCUUGCAGCACCGCGAUCGUUUCGGCAAUGUCGCGCACAUGGCCGCGGUCGCCUUGCGCCGAAUCCAAGGAGGUGAAGAUCAUUUGGAUGCUGUCGUCGCCGUCGUAAAGGCCAUCGACACUUACUUCCUGGAUUACGGGAUGAGUCGGUCAGACUUCAUCACAUUGCAAAAGAACUUUGCUCAGUCGAGAGAGGUAAACCGAGUGUCGGCGAGGCAAAAAGAGAACUCGCGAAUUGCGUGGAUAAAAAGAGCACACGUAUACCAUUGUGGCCGGCUCUAUAUCCACGGUUUGUAUCGACGAAGAUCGUCCCUGGACGACACAUUACUGAAGGAAGACCUUGCGGAGCUCUGUUUGUCACCAUACACGCGAGUGCGACGCCUCGCUCAGAGUGUGCUGCACAGCACGUGCGGUUCCUAUGUACGAGCGACAAGAUACAUAAUGCCAUCUAUUUUCAACGCUCUAUCGAAAGGCAAUGAUCCUGAUAGGAUCAAAGGCGCCUUGUAUGUCCUUGGUAACAAAGGCACUGCCGCGCUGACCAUGUCCGAGCCACCGCUGCGACGACAAUACCUCGUUGCUCUGCUAGAAUGCCAGCAUGAGGAGAAACCCUCGAUACAGAAGCUUGUUACCACGUUCUCCACGGAGUGUUUAAUACAUCUCACUGAAGAAGUCAUAAGGACUUCUGCAUACACAGCCACUACUCCUGGGGUUCAAGCCUCUAUUCGCGCUCUUGAAACAGAGUUCUCGCCUGCCGUCGUGGAUAGAAACCUAACGAUGUUGGCGGUGGAAUGCGCUGCUAACCGUGCAAGACAAUGCUUGGAGGAGACCGAUAAGACUGUCCACUCCAUACUUGAGAUUGCCUCUCGGCCUACAACACAUUGGAGAUAUGUACACAUGGCCAUAAAGUUUUUGACGGGCUUCAUCAGACGCGACGCAGUGGCUCCUCCGGAGUUAGCGCGCUUCUUCAUGGAGCAAACGCUUAGCCCGCAACCAGGAAUAAGGACUAGUGCUGAGCAGGCAGUCGUGAAGACCGCCGUUCUCAUGAAGAUACGAGCGUACGCCAAAACUGAUGACGAGCUCUGGCUCUGCAAAUGGCAGAGUCCCUUUGCGAGGACUAUUUCCAUCAGCAACCCGCCUGCUUUCCUUGCGCAGCUAGAUCAGCCUGUUAAUGAUGUAGACGGGUUUUACGUCGACCUGCUAGACACUGGCUUUAUGGCUUGGACGAAGACCAUCAAAUGUUAUCCUGUGAAUCUGACCAAUUCAGUGCCAUGGGACUUAGCGUCAAGACAGUGCUUGCAAGCCAUGCGCAGCUUCAUAGGAGAAGGGUAUUUUACGCAGCUUGCAACACUGUGGAGCCAAGAGUCCAGCAAGGCAUCUGGUCAACCACAUCUUCACGCAGAGAAUGUUAUUUUUAUGAUUACUCUAGCGAAGUUGUUUAACGGCGACCACCUGCAUCUAAUUCUUCCAGUUGUUGAACCAUUGAUGACCGAUGGGGAUAAGUUCAAGCAGGCAGCUGCGGCUGAAAUAUUGACAGGAUUGUUACGCGGGUCCAAACAUUGGCCCAGGAAAACGCGAGAGGAGCUUUGGUCUUGGCUCACCCCGCGCUUUGACGUGAUUCUCACUCAGGCGAAGCCAGAUACUGUUUCAUAUUGGACCUCGUUCCUGGAGCAUACCCUACUGAACCUCGACCCACGUCGCUUCCAGCCUUUGGUCAAUUGGAUAUUAUCCCUACAGCUUGACUUCCAGGGUGACUCUGCGUUUUCCAUGACGAAGGCUCUCAAUGUCAUCGUUGUAUUUAUUGAUGCUGUCGGUGUCCGGUUCAAUAGCCGAUCUGAGAAAUACGCGUCGAUUUUUUUCGACAAUGCGGACUCUAACUAUGCAGAGAUAAGGACUUCGAUAGCCAAUGCCCUGUGUCUGAUAGCCAAGUAUCAAUGGAGACCAGCAUACCCCUCUGUGGAUGCCCUCCUCGUGGCAUGCGCCGAGAGUCCAGAUCCACUCCGAAUCAGACAAGGGUUUUUCUCUGAUCAUGUGCAAUCGAUCAUCGACAAUCUGCCCAAAUGGAAGGAUGAACUUUCACAGUCACGGUAUGACAAAGUCGGCUUGACCAGUAAACCUGAACUCUUGAGCAUGUCAGAAUUGAGCGACAAUCCUGAACUUCAAAAGUACAGCAGCUCUGUGCUUCGUGUGCUAUCCUCAGUUUAUAUGCCGCCUUCGCUUACGCAUAUCGUCCUGGAUAAGCUGGUCUCAGCUAUUCAAUCAUCUGAGUCGUGGCGAAUUCGAUUGCAUGCUUUGCCUGCCCUGGUUGCGUUCUUCUAUCGGAAUCUCUUGACCAUCUCAUCAAGCGGGGUACUCAAAGUCAUGGAUGUAUUACUCGAUUGUUUAUCAGAUGAAAACGUCGAAGUUCGAGAAAUGUCGUCCAAGACCCUAUCCGGAGUAGUGAGAUGCUCCCAGCGGCAGACCAUCAUUCCAUUGAAGAAUCACUUCAUAUCAUUGGCGCGCAGCGUAAAGCUUCCUUCACGUACACAUAAUGACUACGGAGAGUCUCUUAGAAAGUUACAUUCCGCUAUCCUUGGCCUAUGUGCACUUAUUGAGAGUUCUCCAUACUCUGUCGAGCCAUGGAUGCCGUCCCUCACAGAAGUCCUGGCGAGACACGCAACAGAUCCGCCGCCGAUCUCGACGACGAUUCGUCACUGUGCUUCUGAGUUCAAGAAAGACACCUGGCACAAGGAUCAACUAGCGUUUGAUGAAGAUCAAUUACAGAGCCUCUCUACGAUGCUUGUUGGUACUUCAUAUUGUCUUCUUGAAAGAAUAUUUGUGCUAUCGAUGAUUAAUUCCGCCGAUGCCUGCGACAGUUUGGCCUAAGCAGUAUCCACUCCCGCCUGGAUGCUCGUGCCGAAUAGGAGCAAUGCUUUGUGCACCAUUAAAUGUGGCUUCAUCAUCGCAGCCAUUGAAAAAAUACGGAAGUAUUAAGGCAAUUCCAAGGCUUAUUGGCCCGCAAUCCAUCGGCU
Molecule: messenger RNA, 6012 nt
Organism: Suillus clintonianus
Lineage: Eukaryota; Fungi; Basidiomycota; Agaricomycetes; Boletales; Suillaceae
Product: armadillo-type protein
Exons: 41
Coding region: 137-5866 (1909 amino acids)
Biological process (GO): proteasomal ubiquitin-independent protein catabolic process
Cellular component (GO): nucleus; cytosol
Molecular function (GO): peptidase activator activity; proteasome binding
Source: RefSeq, a predicted model, not a curated record